This is a messenger RNA of Kwoniella botswanensis, 738 nucleotides long. RefSeq lists its product as uncharacterized. Gene Ontology annotation, molecular function: riboflavin kinase activity. The record is from RefSeq and is a predicted model, not a curated record. Lineage: Eukaryota; Fungi; Basidiomycota; Tremellomycetes; Tremellales; Cryptococcaceae. Gene Ontology annotation, cellular component: mitochondrion. The transcript is spliced from 4 exons. The coding region runs from base 1 to 738 and encodes 245 amino acids. Gene Ontology annotation, biological process: FMN biosynthetic process; riboflavin biosynthetic process.
AUGGCAGCCCAAGCUCCCGCUCCUGCUCCUCCCAAUGCACCUAUGGCGCCCGUCUCACGAUCCAGUCGACCCACCAUCGUGGGUCCCGAUCAACCUGAACAUCCAUAUCCGAUGAAGUUGGAGGGUACAGUGACGAAAGGAUUCGGUAGAGGUGCCAGGUUUUUGGGUAUACCUACUGCCAACCUCCCCGAUACUUCCCUCGACCCACUCAACGCCCUCAACAUGACAGGAAUCUACUACGGUUUCGCCCGUAUCCAUCCUUCCUCCUCUACUCCCCUACCCUCUACUUAUCCUACACCCAUCCAUUCCGGUCCUUCAUCACCUUCUUUGAAACCUACUAAACCCCCCAAUCCCGACGCCCAUGAACUAAGUAAAGAAGCGUUGGAAAGUAUACCUACUAUUACUGCUCCCUAUCCUCCUGAGCAACAUGCACAGAGAUGGAGUAAGGAAGAUGAAAAGAUCUGGCCUAUGGUCAUGUCCGUAGGAUGGAAUCCGUAUUUCAAAAAUGAAAAGAUAACUGCUGAAGUUCACAUAAUGCAUCCUUUCAAAGCUGAUUUCUACGGUCAUCACAUGUCAGUCCUAGUUUUAGGAUACAUAAGACCAGAGUUGGAUUACGUCUCCAAAGAAGCAUUGAUAGAAGAUAUUCAAACGGAUGUCAAAGUAGCUUUGAACGGUUUGGCAAGGCCUGAUUACGCAAAGUACGCAGAAGACCCUUUCCUUACGAAAGAUAGAUCGUAA